Molecule: messenger RNA, 503 nt
Organism: Plectropomus leopardus (leopard coralgrouper)
Lineage: Eukaryota; Metazoa; Chordata; Actinopteri; Perciformes; Serranidae
Product: large ribosomal subunit protein eL22
Biological process (GO): cytoplasmic translation
Cellular component (GO): ribosome
Molecular function (GO): RNA binding; structural constituent of ribosome
Source: RefSeq, a predicted model, not a curated record
CUGUGUUCGAUUGGUAAGCUACAUGUGACGCUUGCGCACGACCUGCUCUUCCUUUCUGCUAGCUUCUCCGCCAUGGCGCCUAUUCAGAAGAAGCAGAACACCGGCAAAGGUGGUAAGAAGAAGAAGCAGGUCCUGAAGUUCACCCUGGACUGCACCCAUCCUGUGGAAGAUGGCAUCAUGGACGCCGCCAACUUUGAGCAGUUUCUUCAGGAGCGCAUCAAGGUGAACGGGAAAGCCGGCAACCUGGGCAACGGUGUGGUCUCCAUCGAGAGGAGCAAGAGCAAGAUCACCGUGUCCUCUGAGGUGCCCUUCUCCAAAAGAUACCUGAAGUAUCUGACCAAGAAGUACCUGAAGAAGAACAAUCUGCGUGACUGGCUGCGCGUGGUGGCCAAUACCAAGGAGAGCUACGAGCUCCGCUACUUCCAGAUCAACCAGGAUGAAGAGGAGGAGGAGGAUGAAGAUUAAUCAGAUUUUGUACAUUUGAAUAAAUGUUGUUUACAGUA